Molecule: messenger RNA, 423 nt
Organism: Penicillium nucicola
Lineage: Eukaryota; Fungi; Ascomycota; Eurotiomycetes; Eurotiales; Aspergillaceae
Product: nascent polypeptide-associated complex subunit family protein
Exons: 3
Coding region: 1-423 (140 amino acids)
Cellular component (GO): nascent polypeptide-associated complex; cytosol
Source: RefSeq, a predicted model, not a curated record
AUGGCCGGACCUGGCAAGGGUACUCCCCGCCGCAAGGUCAAGAAGGUUGUCCGCAACUCCGGCGCCGACGACAAGAAGCUCCAGGCCGCUCUCAAGAAGCUGAACGUCCAGCCCCUCCAGGGAAUUGAGGAGGUCAACAUGUUCAAGGAGGACGGCAACGUCAUCCACUUCGCCAACCCCCGUGUUCACGGCGCUGUCCCCUCCAACACCUUCGCCCUCUACGGUAACGGUGAGGAGAAGGAGCUCACCGAGCUCGUCCCCAACAUCCUCAACCAGCUCGGCCCCGACUCCCUCGCUUCCCUGCGCAAGCUCGCUGAGAGCUACCAGAACAUGCAGAAGCAGCAGGGCGAUAAGAAGGACGACGAGGAGGAUGAUAUCCCCGACCUUGUUGAGGGCGAGAACUUCGAGAGCAAGGUUGAAUAA